AUGAGCGCUGAAAAUGCGGCCUACGAUCCGCCCUACAGGGGCGCUCUACACAACUCGAUCGAUCAACGGAGCACCUCGUUGAGAAGAAUGCCAGCGCCGGCCGGUUGGGAGGAGGGAUCGGUCGAGGCAAUCUCGGUGAAAUCGGUGGCCGUAAAAAGUGAGCGCAAGUAUUCGUUGUUCACGAAAUGUGUGGCCGAAUUUCUUGGCGAUCUUACUUUCGUUUUUAUCGGCACAAUGCAAGGCUAUGGUCGAGGCACUGUUGACGGGACAGUGCAUGCGGCGUUGGCUCAUGGUUUCGCGAUUUUCAUCCUCGUCACUACUCUGGGCCAUAUCAGCGGUGGCCAUUUCAAUCCAGCGGUCACGUGGUCGGUGGUGGCGUCGGGAAGGCAGAAUCCGUUGGAGUUACCAUUCUAUUGGGCCUCACAACUCUUUGGCGGCUUUUGCGGAUCGAUGUUGGCUUGUGCUAUUCUCAGCUACGAUGAAAUGGUGCAAGUACAGGCUGGAGCGACUCUUUUAUUUGAGGGAGAUCCGUCGAAUUUGGAUAACAGUGCCUGGUGGCAGGGGCUGCUCUCGGAGACCGUCGUCACGUUUUUCCUGUGCCACACGAUUCUGAUGACCGCCGUCGACACUGAUAAGAAUUUGCUCGCGCCGUUAGCGAUCGGAUUUACGCUCAGCAUCGACAUUUUAGCCACCGGCGCGAUCACUGGCGCCAGCAUGAACCCGGCUCGCUCAUUCGGGCCAAACGUGGCGGCAUCGAUAUUGAUCAAUAAAGGGGAUCAAGCCGAUCAUUUGUGGUCAAGGCACUACAUUUAUUGGGCUGGGCCGUUGGUUGGCGCGUCCAUUGCAGCGGCUAUCUACCGAAUAUUCGAGGCUCGAACGGAUCGCUUUGUACGA
Mesorhabditis belari is the source of this 894-nucleotide messenger RNA. NCBI's taxonomy places the organism in Eukaryota, Metazoa, Nematoda, Chromadorea, Rhabditida, Rhabditidae. The record is from the annotation of a GenBank genome assembly.